This is a messenger RNA of Cephus cinctus (wheat stem sawfly), 1384 nucleotides long. RefSeq names its product high mobility group protein 20A (gene Hmg-2). The transcript is spliced from 8 exons. Bases 191 to 1186 code for a protein of 331 amino acids. Gene Ontology annotation, biological process: regulation of gene expression. NCBI's taxonomy places the organism in Eukaryota, Metazoa, Arthropoda, Insecta, Hymenoptera, Cephidae. Gene Ontology annotation, cellular component: nucleus. The record is from RefSeq and is a predicted model, not a curated record.
CCAUCUUUGAAAGAUCCUGUAGACAGUUGAAGCCGCUUGAAGUAAUGAUAUAACCUGGUAGCUUGUUUGUUACGAGUAUAAAUUGAGUCUGAAUAAUUUUAAUUGCUGUAAAAUAAAUGUUUUAUAGUAAACAAUUACAACGGUGAGAAUUACAAUAUGAAUUUCCUUUUUGGAUGAAAUUAAUCUAAAAAUGAGCGAAAGUGCCGCACCCAGCGAAAUUCCCGAAAGCAACGGAGGGCCUGAACCACCUGCAUUUAAUGGUGAAACCGAGGAUCAUUCAAGUAACAAAUCUCCAGCUAGUGGAGAGGAUAAAGUACCAGAUUCAGUAUCUGACAAUAAUAUUAAAAAGAGUAAUAUUGUAACUGGUAGCGGAUCUACUGGAUCUGUAAAUACUGUAAAUCGUGGGAAAAAACGCAAGAAAGUUCCAAGGGAUGCCACAGCCCCUAAGCAGCCACUUACUGGUUACUUUCGAUUUUUAAACGAUCGUCGAGAAAAAGUUAGAACUGACAACCCUACAAUGCCUUUUGCCGAAAUUACCAAGUUAUUAGCAGCAGAAUGGAGCAGUUUACCUUCUGAUCACAAACAACAAUAUCUGGAUGCUGCUGAGCAAGAUAAGGAACGUUACAACCGCGAAUUCAGCGAUUACAAACAGACAGAGGCUUACAGACUCUUCAGUGAGAAACAGUCAACAGAGAAGCAAGUAGAAACCAAAAAAGAACGUAAUGGAACUGAACCAGCGUCUGAACAAAACGACGUUCAGCCUGAAAAAGAUAACGAUUUUUCUGGUUUCGACAUUCCAAUCUUCACCGAGGAAUUCUUAGAUCAUAACAAAGCUUGUGAAGCAGAACUUCGACAACUUCGCAAAGCCACUUCCGACUAUGAAGCCCAAAAUGCUGUGCUACAGCGACACGUAGACAGUCUUCACGCAGCAGUAAACAGAUUGGAGUCAGAAACAAGUCAGCAACGUACAACUAAUCAGGCUUUGCAGCGCCAUUUGGAUUCACUUCGCUCCCAGAUGGCUGGUUGCUUCGCCACAGUACCACUUCAAGGAACUCACGAUGGUGCAACGAUACAGAACAUUGAUGAUUACGUAGAGAGACUGGAGUCCUUAUUAAGUGGAAACGCAGAACCAUCUCUUAGGAAUGCUGCUCGAAGUGCUAUAUCUCGUUUGGAGCUUAUCGGAUGACGAUCACCUCCUACAGCUACGACGCUGAAGCAUCACCGAUCACGACACUCUCAUAGAAAGUGAAGUGAACUCUGGAAAAAGUUUAUUCGUUUUAUUAUUUCUGAGGUACGCGCAGCUCGUUAACUAGAUAUUAAUAAUGGUCAAUUAUUAUUUAUAAAUUGAUAUUUCACAUUGUAAAUUAUAAUUUUUCACAGUGCA